Molecule: messenger RNA, 3710 nt
Organism: Diabrotica virgifera virgifera (western corn rootworm)
Lineage: Eukaryota; Metazoa; Arthropoda; Insecta; Coleoptera; Chrysomelidae
Product: zinc finger protein 271-like
Exons: 2
Coding region: 157-2790 (877 amino acids)
Biological process (GO): regulation of cytokine production; regulation of immune system process; negative regulation of transcription by RNA polymerase II
Molecular function (GO): DNA-binding transcription factor activity; RNA polymerase II cis-regulatory region sequence-specific DNA binding
Source: RefSeq, a predicted model, not a curated record
UGUGUCUGUGUCUUGUAGUCUUCAGUCUUGUCGUCUUGUUUUUGUUCGAGGCUUUUCUGCCUUUGACUUGAGACCAUGAGACACUUUGUUUUGGCUUUGGCUAAGAUUGUUAAAUUUUAAAUUAUUAUUAGAAUACAUAAAAUCAAGUGCAAUCAAAUGGAAGCAAAUCAGGAAAUGAACGAGGAAACUUGUAAAAUAGAAAUAGAGUAUAAUCACUUGGAUGAUGCUGUUUUGGAUGGCUUUAAAAGUGAAAUUCAAGAAGAGUCCAAUGAGGAAAGUACUCGUGACGCAUCUAAUUCUUUAGAUUUGAAGAAAUGCCCCAUAAAUACUGAAAUAGAACAACAUGGAAAUAAACUUGAUCAAUUUGAAGAAACCCAAAAAACUGAAAAAGGAUAUCUCCAAGAUGAAAUCAGAAUUGAAAUUACGGAGAAGCUCACUGAAGAUUCAUCUUACGAAGGAAAUGAUAUGAGUCAAGACACUGAAGGAACAACAUUAAAUAAAAAUAUGGAAGUUUUAACGGGAAAAAGACGUUAUAAAUGUGAAAUUUGUUUUAAGCCAUUUCGUCAAGCAAAUAAUUUGAAAUCUCAUUUGAAAGCGCACACUGGGGAAAAACCUCACAAGUGUGAAAUUUGUUUUAAGCAAUUUAGUCGAUCGGGGAGGUUAAAAAAUCAUUUUAGAGUGCACACUGGAGAAAAACCUUACAAGUGUGAGAUUUGUUUUAAGCAAUUUAGUGAAGCAUAUAAUUUGAAAAGACAUUUGCAAGUGCACACUGGGGAAAAACCUCACAAGUGUGAGAUUUGUUUUAAGCAAUUUAGCAUGUCAAGUAGUUUGAAAGUACAUUUGAGAGUGCACACUGGGGAAAAACCUCACAAGUGUGAUAUUUGCUUUAAGCAGUUUAUUACAGCAGGUGAUUUGACAAAACAUAUUAAAGUGCAUACUGGGGAAAAACCUCACAAGUGUGAAAUAUGUGAUAAGCAGUUUAGUGAAGCACAUAUUUUAAGAAAACAUUUGAGAGUGCAUACUGGAGAAAAACCUCACAAGUGUGAGAUUUGUUUUAAGCAAUUUAGUGAUGCCUAUAAUUUGAAAUCACAUUUGAAAGUGCACACUGGGGAAAAACCUUACAAGUGUGAGAUUUGCUUUAAGCAAUUUAGCAUGUCAAGUAGUUUGAAAGUACAUUUGAGAGUGCACACUGGGGAAAAACCUUACAAGUGUGAAAUUUGUUUAGAUCGGUUUGCUCAUAAAUUUCAAUUAACUUUUCACAUGACAGUUCACACUGAAGAAGGACCUCAUAAGUGUGAAAUUUGUUUUAAGCAAUUUGGUAGAACAGAUAUUUUAGAAAGACAUUUGGUAGGGCACACUGGGGAAAAACCUUACAAGUGUGAGAUUUGUUUUAAGCAAUUUAGUCAUAAAAAAUCCUUGAAAACACAUUCGCAAGAGCAUACUGGGGAAAAAGCUCACAAGUGUGAAAUUUGUUUUACUCAGUUUAGACGCAAAGGUAGUUUAAAAGAACAUUUGAGAGUGCACACUGGUGAAAAACCUUAUCAGUGUGAGAUUUGUUUAAAUCGGUUUGCUCGAAAAGAACAUUUAACUUGUCACAUGACAGUUCACACCGGAAAAAAACCUUACAAGUGUGAGAUUUGUUUUAAACAGUUUAGUGAUACAAGUAAUUUGAAAAAGCAUUUGAGAGUGCACACCGGGGAAAAACCUUACAAGUGUGAGAUUUGUUUUAAGCAAUUUAGCCUGUCAAGUAGUUUGAAAGUACAUUUGAGAGUGCACACUGGGGAAAAACCUCACAAGUGUGAGAUUUGUUUUAAGCAGUUUAUUACAGCAAGUAAUUUGCAAACACAUUUAAGACUGCACACUGGAGAAGUACCUCAUAAGUGUGAAAUUUGUUUUAAGCUAUUUAGUGAAGCAUAUAAUUUGAAAACACAUUUGAAAGUGCACACUGGGGAAAAACCUUACAAGUGUGAGAUUUGUUUUAAGCAAUUUAGUCAAGCAGGUAAUUUGAAAACACAUUUAAGACUGCACAUUGGGGAAAAACCUCACACUUGUGAGAUUUGUUUUAAGCAGUUUAUUACAGCAGGUAAUUUGAAAACACAUUUGAGACUGCACACUGGGGAAAAACCACACAAGUGUGAGAUUUGUUUUAAGCAGUUUAGUCAAGCAGGUAAUUUGAAAACACAUUUAAGAUUGCACACUGGGGAAAAACCUCACAAGUGUGAGAUUUGUUUUAAGCAGUUUAUUACAGCAGAUAAUUUGAAAACACAUUUAAGACGGCACACUGGGGAAAAACCUUACAAGUGUGAGAUUUGUUUUAAGCGAUUCAGUGAAACAAGUACUUUGAAAUAUCAUUUGAGAGUGCACACUGGAGAAACACGUUAUAAGUGUGAAAUUUGUUUUAAGCGUUUUUUUACAGUAAGUAAGUUGAAAGUACAUCUAAGAGUGCAUACUGGAGAAAAACCUCACAAGUGUGACAUUUGUUUUAAACAGUUUAGUAAAGCAUAUAAUUUGAAAACACAUUUGAAAGUGCACACUGGAGAAAAACCUCACAAGUGUGAAAUUUGUGAUAAGCAGUUUAGUGAAUCAGGUAAUUUGAAAACACAUUUAAGACUGCACACUGGGGAAAAACCUCACAAGUGUGAGAUUUGUUUUAAGCAAUUUAGUCAAGCAGGUAAUUUGAAAACACAUUUAAGACGGCACACUGGGGAAAAACCUCACAAGUGUGAAAUUUGUUUUAAGCAGUUUUCUCAGAAAAUUAAUUUGAAAACACAUUUGAGAUUACACACAUGAAAAAUUUCUUUAACUUAUUUGAUGCAGUCUGUGAUUUGAAACAAAAUAAAAAAGACAAAAAUUGGACUGUAAAGGAAACAGAUUUUAACCCUUCGCUGCGUAAGGCGCACAUGCGCGCUGAUUUCCGUAUGUAUUUAAAGAUGACAGUUUCAGGAGAUCAAGAAAACUUUGUACGCAUUUUCUUAAAUGUAGCUUGUACUCAUAGAUGAAAUUCAUAAAAUGUUGUGGAAUAUAUUUCUUUAAAACAUUUUUAUUUUGUACAAUAAAUAAUUUUCUCGUUUUGCCGCUUGUCAAGAACGUAGGCUUAAGUCAAAAAAGACGAUUUUAGAGGAGAAGCAUUUUAAAAUGUUAUAGAUGUGAUCAUGGGCAUAACUCCGAAUAAGUUGUUACUUACCUAUACAAUUUUGUUAGAAAUACAUCUAAAUACAAACUGUGAUAACUAGAUAAAUUUAUAAGGUGUUAAAAUUAUUAAAUAUUAUCAUUUUGUUACCCCAAUUAGACUUGAGCCUUUUUUCCUGAGAAACAUUUACUUCAAAAAGGGACCUAACUACAAAAAGGGUCCUUAUUUUAGAGAGAAUUUUCACAAAAACUAAUUGCAAGUAUAUCAAUCGUUCUUCACGAGAAGUAAACACAAAUUGCUUGAUAUUCUUCGGCGUAACUAACUUGGGUCUGUAUUCAUACGAAAAUGUUAAGUAUUUAACUACUUUUGCCCCUAACAAAUAUAGACACUUGGUGCCAUCUCUUAGCAACUAUUAACAUCAACAUCAUAGGUCUUUAUUCACGCGAUAGAUAUUUUUCUUUUUAGUAGAUCUGCAUUAAUAAGUCAAUUUCGUCAAAUUUUGACUUAAGCCUACGUUCUUGCGAAGCGGCGAUUUGUUACCAAUACAUUAUAAUGGUGUAAAUAAAUAAUUAUUGAUUGG